Molecule: messenger RNA, 4068 nt
Organism: Schistosoma mattheei
Lineage: Eukaryota; Metazoa; Platyhelminthes; Trematoda; Strigeidida; Schistosomatidae
Source: the annotation of a GenBank genome assembly
AUGCAUUUAAUUUUUUACAGGAUUAUAGUAUCAUUUUUGAUUUGACGCCUUGUCCAUUUCAUACCAAUUUAAUGAUGUAUGGUUGUUGUGUAGUCAUGAUAUACAGUGGACAGAAAGACAAAAGUGGUACACUGAUGAAUUCAAUCAUAAUACAAAAAAUAAAAAAAUAAACUAAUCCUACAAUGAUCUGUUAUUUAAACCAAAUAAUCUUAUAGUUGGUAUCAGAAAUCCACUUACUUCAAUAAUGGCUACAUCUGAGCUAAUGGAAUCUGCUAAAUUAAAUGUUCAAGAAAUAAGUUUCAGUGAUAAAUUACCAGAUGAACAAGCAUUGAAACGAUUUCUUUCUAAUUAUUUACCAUUUUCUCUCAUGAACUUACCAAAUUCUAAUAUAUUACAUCUUCGAAAUGAUUUAUCAAAUGUUACUCCUAUGAAUACAAUGAUAACACCAAUAUCAAAAUCAUCAAUGACUACAACAAAUAGCUCGACAGUAACAUCACUGUCCAACACAGAUAUGAAGUUGAAAAAUGCAAAUUUGCCAUUAGACUGUCCACUUACAUUCAAUCCAAAUAUUUACGCUCGAGAAUUCAAACAUGAUACAAAGAAUGGUGAUGAACACAGAAUGAACUAUAUAAAUCCUCAAAUUAGUUUAUACAAUGACGUAAGUAAUCAUAACCAUAAUAAACAAAGUAUGAACGUAUUGAACACCAAUUCCGGUCCAACAUAUGAUUGGAUGUUAAAUCCACAAAAAUUAUUAUCCUCAUUAAUGAUGGCAAAAGCUGAUCGUGUAAAUAUGGGACCAGAUUACGAUGAAUAUCAUAUGUUGCCAAAACCUUCAAUAUUUGGUGUAUUAGAUAAAUUAACAAGUCCUGACUUAGCAAUCAGUGAACAAAGUAAUAUUAAUCAAAAGGAAAUUAAAUCAUUUAUGUCUUCAACGGCCACAUUUCCCGUUGUAUCUACUCCAUCAAAUGCUGCUAGCAAUACAAUGAGUAACUCUAGAAUAGCAUCACCCAUUAAAGUAAGUAGUUUAUUAAGUGAAACACAUCAAUCAACUUAUGCUACUAGUACACCAAAUAAACCUCUUAAAAAUAACAAACAAGAAACAGAUUUUAAAUCUUCUAAUGAUCUUACAAAUGAAUCACUUCAAACUAGUUCCUUGCCGUUUUCAUCUCAAGAAAUCAUUCGAGUAUGUCAGACAUUUGAAGAAGCAGGUGACAUUGAACAUCUUAGCCGAUUUUUAUGGUCACUUCCAUUGAAUCCUAAUUUGUGGGAAGUAUUAAAUAAAAGUGAAGUAAUUUUAAGAGCUAGAGCACUUGCAGCAUUUCAUACGAGAAAUUUUAGAGAAUUAUAUGCUAUUUUAGAAAGACAUACAUUUUCCAAAUCGUCCCAUGUUAAACUUCAAGCCUUAUGGCUUGAAGCACAUUAUCAGGAAGCAGAAAACCUUCGUGGUCGUCCACUCGGUCCAGUUGAUAAAUAUAGAGUAAGAAAGAAAUUUCCUAUGCCUAGAACAAUUUGGGACGGCGAACAAAAAACACAUUGUUUCAAAGAGCGUACAAGAGGUUUACUACGUGAAUGGUAUCUUCAAGAUCCUUAUCCAAGUCCAGCUAAAAAACGUGAAUUAGCUAAUGCAACUGGUUUAACUCCAACACAGGUUGGUAAUUGGUUCAAAAAUCGGCGACAACGUGAUCGUGCAGCAGCAGCUAAAAAUCAGCAAUUGGAUAACUCUGACAGUGAUGGUGAACCGGAUAAUGAAAUAAGUUCAGAUGAUACAGACAGAAAAGAUAAUGAUGAUAAUGAUGAAAGGAAAAGAAGAAGAAGGACUACAUCACAUUCUGAUUCGUCAAGAUUUCAAACCGCUUUUAAUGUUAAUCGUUUCUGUAUACCAAUUACAGAAGAAAAGUUAACAAAAGAAAAAUGUGAAAAUUAUGACAAAGAUGAAUAUGACAGUGGUAUAAAAUGCAAUCAAAUUCGUCGUAAUUCAUCACCACAUGAAGGCGAAAGUGAUAUAUGGUCACCGGGUUCAGAUAAUGAUAGCUUUUUGGCUACAAAAAGAGAACGAAAUUAUGAAAUAAAUCACGAAUAUGAUAAUCAUUUAAAUUUUGCUAAUCCUAAAAAACAAUGUUUAACUCAUGAAACAAUGAACUUAAAUGAAAAUAAAGUGAGUCAAUCACCAACAUUAGGACAAAAAUCUUCGAAUAUUCAAUCUAGUAUUUUCACUGAUAACAAGGUAAAUGAUGUUAACUCACCACCAAGAAAUAUGUUUAAUUUACCUCUUGAUAUAUCUGGUUUAGAAGGAAAUACGCGGGUUACAUUUUCUAAGCUUACAUCACAGCGUACUGAUUUUUCACAUAGCAAUGCAAUUAACGAUUUAAAACCUUCUGAACCAAUAAAUUAUCCACCAACGAUAUCAGUUCCACGACCUAUGAAUUUAAACCUCUUCAAUCGAUUUGAAUAUCCAUCAACUACUAAUCGUGAUAACUUAAAUAUUAGUGACGCUUUGAAAUAUUCCAACCUAAAUUUUUUCAAUAUUAGUCCUUCUAAAACAAAUUCUAAUUCACAAAUUUCUUGUGAUAUUACAAAACAAUCGAAUUCAAUGAAAGAUCCUAAUGAAAUACUUCGGAAAAUGCACAAUCCUGAACAGUUAUUUUCUCCAAUAUUUACAUCAUUCCCUCCAUUAUUAUCCAAUUCUAUAAAGCCUUCUGAAAUGUUUCAAAUGUUAAGGCCAUUAAAAACUGACUCACUUAACUAUUCGACUUUCUUUAACCCAUCAUCAUUAACACAUUCGAUACUAUCACCAAAUAAACUAUUUAAUUUCAGACAUAGUGAAACGGAAAAAGUUAAUCAUUUAAACAAGAGGAUUACUGAAGAUAUUGUACUUCCUGAAAAUUUAUCUUUGCCUCAAUCAACAAAUCAACAAAGUACCAACACCCCUAAUAAUAAUUCCCCUAUUCCUAAUGGUGCACUUUCGACAAAUGAACCCUUUUCAGUAUCUUCACUAUCAUCACCAUCAACGACGUUUCUAUGGCAAAAAAUGUUUGAAUGGUAUUCAAACCAAAUACAACAACAACAUCAGUAUCAGCAACAACAAUCAAGCCUACCGACGGAUUUAUUGCAAUACUUAACUCGAAUUCAUAGUGAACGUGAUAAUUGUGAAGUGAAGGGUACAAUUUAUGCUGGAAACAAUAAUAGUGAUAAAACAUUAUUUGAAUCUAGCAAUUAUAUUAAUACAAUAUUCAACCAACACAGAGAAGACUCUGUAAAUAUGAAUAAGUCUAAUGAUAAUGGUGAUAAGAAUUUGAUCCCGUUGAACAUUGAUAAAACAUCAUAUUCAACACAUGAACAGACAUUAAAUCAUCCAAGUACACCUUUAACAACUUUAAAACAUGAAAAAGAUUUCACAGUAAAUAAGAAAGGAUCUGUAAAUAAUUUGAAAAUAAACAUAAAAGAAGUAAGUCAAGGAAAAGAUUAUGAAGAUCAGGAAGACACAGAGAAUCUCUGUAAUAAUUUCCCACCUAACCAACUUGUCAUUUCAUCAGAACAGAUUCAAAUGUCAUGUGAUAGUUCCGAGGAAUCAUCUCUAGAAGUUUAAAUUUGUAUUAUUCUUAACGAAAAGUAACUUAAAAAGUACAAUAUUCUUUUAUUAAUUCAUUAAAAUUCAUCCCAAGGAAAAUAUUUUUUUCUCAGAAUAUAUUAUUUAUUCUCCUUUUCUUUCCACUACUGUAUAAAAUGCAUUACUGACAGUUAUAACCACUAUAAAAACAGUUAUCAUUACAUUCCUACAUUUUUGCGGUAGUUACACUUUUAAGCUGUCGAAAUAUAUGUGCUACACUUUAAUGUGCCCUUUUUUUCAUAAUCAUUCUUGUUCAUAAUCUUGAUUCCUUGUAGAAGGAACUUCAAAAUGUGCUAAAGGCCAAGUGAUAUAUUUGAACAAGUUAAUUUCAAAUAGAAUUGAAUGGAACUAGAGAAUCAAUCCAAAUAUUUCUUUCUUUUGUGAAUGCAUUUAGUUUUUAUUUGUUUGUAAAUAAAUACCCUCAGCAUUUAUGUUAAAUAUACGUGGUUGUAUUCAUGUUU